This is a messenger RNA of Opisthorchis viverrini, 1083 nucleotides long. RefSeq lists its product as hypothetical. The record is from RefSeq and is a predicted model, not a curated record. Bases 1 to 1083 code for a protein of 360 amino acids. The transcript is spliced from 4 exons. Lineage: Eukaryota; Metazoa; Platyhelminthes; Trematoda; Opisthorchiida; Opisthorchiidae.
AUGUGUCUAUGUGACGAUCCAGACGUUGUGGGGUUCAUCCUUCUAUGCCUGCAGUCGGACGACGUAGCUAGGCUCUCCUCAACGAUUGACGUGCACGCGGCCGACUCUACACUGGUUGGGCAUAGUCCUCGAUGGCUAAGAUAUGCCUCCAAAGGGCGAAGUCUACUGUGCAUGUGUUCUGAGCUAAUGACUUGCGCACAUCCUUCAGCUGCAGCACCCUUUCGGUGCCUAACCGCCAUGCCACCAGAAGGAAGCACGAGGGCUAGGAUACUGCCAGGUUGCCCAAGCCUAGAUAGGAGAAGUCGAGAUGCAGAAUUGGCUGUACUUUAUUGUGCUGAAAACUGCAUCCGUUGGCUGGUCAAUGCACCCAACUGGUCAAAUCCCAAUAGGCCGGACCCGACCGGGUGUAUUCCGAUCCGUUUGGCUGAGGACCGAGAUGAUUUUGGGGCUUUGAAACACAUGGCUCCAUUGUCUACGGCUUCGUGUUAUUUCACAAGCUUUGAGGUGAAUCCUCAGUGGUGGAAUCCGUGCACCUUGCUUUUAUGGCCGCAUGCCAUCUGCAAUUGUGGCUUGGAGAGAAAUAUGAUAACGCGCAUCUACGAACGGGGCGUCCCACCAUUUUACAAAGAAGACAUCCCACCAAAUGACUGCCGUGUAAUGCUUCGUCUUUGCGGUCAAUCCAUAGCCCUCUUGUUCGAAUUGUUCAUGGCUGUACCUGAACACUGUGCAUUCGACAUCUGGACAGGAAAAGAUGGUGUUCCUAUAAGGAAACGACGUUUCUGGCCCAUCCCACCUGUUAACUGGGAACUUACUCAUCAAAGCGAUUGUGACGAAUACCCGUAUUGUCUGCAUCAUAUGUUGAACGAGUUGAUGGGAACGCGGGACGAAGAGAGUUUGUUGGCGGAAUUGAGUGCAACCUGGAGAUGGCACCGAUUUAGUAUGGUACGUCUGAAGGAUGAGGAGGAAACCGGAAAUCACCCGGAGAGAAUAUGGGGUCCACCCACGUUAAAAGAACUGUGUCGUGUUGGUAUAAGAAGACAACUGGCACGUUCCUCGAGUGAGUGUGUUUUCAUUCGUUGUUAA